This is a messenger RNA of Oreochromis aureus, 963 nucleotides long. RefSeq names its product calcineurin-like EF-hand protein 2 (gene chp2). NCBI's taxonomy places the organism in Eukaryota, Metazoa, Chordata, Actinopteri, Cichliformes, Cichlidae. Gene Ontology annotation, molecular function: calcium ion binding. The record is from RefSeq and is a predicted model, not a curated record. The transcript has 7 exons. The coding region runs from base 91 to 675 and encodes 194 amino acids.
GGUCAGAGCAGAGAGCGUACAGAGAUAAAGUCAUCGAGCUUGAAUUGCAGCAGCUGAAAUUUCGGUUUACGCAGCGACACCAGCAGCGGGAUGGGCUCCAGCAGCUCCAGCAGGAACAAAAUCCCCAACGCCCAGGAGCUCAUGGACCAAACUGGAUUCUCGUCUGCUCAUCUCCUCCGUCUGUACGACAGGUUUGAGUGUCUGGACAGAGACAACAGAGGAUACCUCAGCCCUAACGAUUUUGAAGCAGUUGGAGGUUUGGCCAUGAACCCCAUCGGAGGCAGAAUCAUAGAUGCCUUUUUCUCUUCGGGACAGGAUACUGUGGACUUUUCCUCCUUUGUCCGGAUUCUGGCUCAUUUCCGUCCAACUGACAGAAACCGAAACAAAGAAGGAACACAGCAAGAGCUCCCCAACAGCAGGACCAGGAAGCUCAAAUUUGCCUUUCAGCUGUAUGAUCUGGACCGAGAUGGGAAGAUUUCCAGAGAGGAGCUUCUUCAGGUUCUGCGGGCGAUGCUGGGGCUGCAGGUGACGAAGGAGCAGCUGCAGAGCAUAGCUGAGCGAGCCAUUCAGGAGGCCGACCUCGACAAAGAUGAUGCCAUCUCCUUUGACGAGUUCAAAAAGUCACUGGAGAAAGUGGACAUUGAUACCAAGAUGAGUAUCGGCUUCCUGAAAUAAAGACACAACCUGCUAAGAAUUUACAUCAGCAUAAAGAUCCCAGUAGGGAACAUCUGCAGUUUGAGAUCAGCUCUUCAAACCAAACUGGAGAUCUGGUGGAUAAACUGCUGUUACUCCUGUGCAUGCUGGGCUGGAGCUGGAUUUGUAGUGUUCAUCAGCGCUCCCGUGAGCCAGCAUGCACAAAAGCAGCACAGACCCUAAAUGCAGUGCAGUCACGCACCUGAACACACCUGCGACAUGUUAACAGUCUUAAUAAGGGAAAAAUAAAGUUUUCUUAAAACCUUUUAA